Nerophis lumbriciformis (worm pipefish) is the source of this 1632-nucleotide messenger RNA. RefSeq lists its product as uncharacterized. Gene Ontology annotation, biological process: regulation of transcription by RNA polymerase II. The record is from RefSeq and is a predicted model, not a curated record. NCBI's taxonomy places the organism in Eukaryota, Metazoa, Chordata, Actinopteri, Syngnathiformes, Syngnathidae. Gene Ontology annotation, molecular function: RNA polymerase II cis-regulatory region sequence-specific DNA binding; DNA-binding transcription factor activity.
GAAGAAAAAGGCGGAUUUUAUGGAAUAUACAAAGGACAUGGGAUGAUGUGAGAAGAAAUAGUUUCAUUUUUUAUGUAUACAUAUGUUUUUGUAAAAUAACGUCUUAAAUUAUAUUGUGAUUUCGACCAAUGUGAAGAAGGUACAGCUGUAAAGCCCACGUCGCAUACUCCAGUGCAGCAGGUGGCGCUGUGCAAGUCAUGGCGCCAACACGCCAUUGAGCAAAAAGAAAGAGAAAAAAGAGGCAGAAGAAGAAAAGGCAGGAAAAGGCAGAAAGCGACACAUUCCAGACAAAGCGCAACAUUCCAGUUGUUUUCCACAAAAAAACAUCAAAAAUGUUGAAAGAGUUGGUGAAGGAGCGACUCAUGGCGGCGGCCGAUGAAAUAUUCGCGCUGUUUGAAAGAACCAUCGCGUCGUACGAGGAGGAACUUUCUAGAACAAUCCAGGAAAAGGAGCGGCAUCGACAACUGGAAGCUUCUAGCAAGACUCCGAUUGUUUGGCACGGUGGAGAAGUCCGCAAGCGACUUGGUCGUCAAGAAGAACGUCGCUCCGCUUUAAAGCCGGAGUAUUCACAGCCCCCCCGCGUCAAAGAGGAAGAGGAGGAACUUUGGGUCACUGAGGAGCCCCCCCGCAUUAAAGAGGAAGAGGAGGAACUUUGGGUCACUAAGGAGAGAGAGCGUCUUCUCGGGUCGGAGGAGGCCGAUUUCACCAAGUUGCCGCUGACUGUAGUCUGUGUGAAGACCGAAGAGAAACCACCCGAGUCCUCACUGCUUCAUCGCAGAUGGGCGGAGCCUCCCAGCAGCAGCUCACAUCAACACUGGACAACAGAAGCAGAUGGAGACCACUGUGGAAGAGCACAAGCAGACAACCUCUUCGCCCCGCUGUCCCAUAGUGACGACACAUCACUCUCUCCCGGGGACGAAGACCGGAACAAUGCCCGGGAACCUUUGAGCAGCGAUACGGACUGCGAAGCUGACAACAAACACGACGACUGCUCAAAAAAGAAGCCAGGGACUUACGUGACCUGCUUAGUUUGCGCUAAGAAAUUUGCUAAAUCGGGCGGCCUGACUCGGCACAUGCUGACGCACACGGGAGAGAAACCUUUCAUUUGCUCGGUUUGCGGACAAAAAUUUGCCCACAGGUUUACCUUGGCCCGACACAUGAGGACGCACACGGGGGAAAAACCCUUUAGUUGUUCUGUUUGCGACAAACGAUUCUCCGAGAAGUCGAACAUGGUCGCGCACAUGAGGACGCACACGCACGAGAAACCGUUCGCGUGCGCCGCUUGCGGCAAGAGCUUCUCCCACAAGCGGGACUACUCCCGGCACCUGCGGACGCACUCGGGGGAGAAACUCUACAGCUGUCCCACCUGCGGCGAGCGAUUCUCCCGGAAGUCGUACAUGUUGUCGCACACCAGGACGCACACGGGAGAGAAACCGUGCGUUUGUUCAGUUUGCGGGAAAAGCUUCUCCCAGACGGGGACCAUGGUGAGACACAUGAGGACGCACACGGGAGAACAGCCUUUCAGUUGCUUAAUUUGCGGGAAAAGAUUCUCCGCCAAGGCAAACAUGGCGACACACAUGAAAACACACAUGGAAUGACUCCCUCGCCGCCAACAUCAACAUGUAGGAAACA